AUGUCUGCAAAAAUAUUCGGUGGUGCUACCGCCUUCUUCCUUUUGGGUUGUUGGGCACUUUUAAUUGUUUCCUUUGCUGUUCCAUGGUAUGAAACCUAUGAAAAAAAAACAGAAACAACCGUUUUAUACAAGCUUGGAGGUGUAGAAGCUAAACAUGAUGGUGAAAAGACCUGGGUGAAGUUUAAUAGUGCACAACCACUUACAAAGAGAACCAUGGAGUCUGUCGUCGUAUUUGCUAUCUUGGCUUGGGUCUUUGUAACUGUUGCACUUGUCUUGGUCGUCAUUAAAACACUCAACAUUACUGUCAAAUACAUUAGUCCAUUGAUCAUUGUCGAUCUUGGUCUUGCCUUUACCUGCAACAUUCUCUCAUAUCUUAUCCUCGUUGGUUUACAAUCUGCUCAAUUAACUGAUUGUUUUGCUACACCAGCAGGUCUUACUACAGCCGGUUUCGCUCAAUGUAACCUUGAUCAUCCAGCCACUCUUGACGCCUUUUAUUUUGAAAACAACUUGUGGAACAACCGUCCAUACACUGCUUUCUACACGUCACUUGUAUCCUCGUUCUUGCUUGUUUUCUCUACUGUCUGUGCCUACAGUGGUUGGUUAAAGAAAUGGGGUUCAAGAGAACUUCAAGAAACAGAAUUGAAUGUAUUGGAAAAGUCAUGUUCAGGUUCUGGUUAUCAAUCUUCUCUACCUUCAGUUGAACGUGUAGGAACACUUAAACUACGUUGGUUUAUAUUACAAUCAGACUUUUUAAAUUAUUAUGAUAAAUUACCUAAAGAUGUAAAUGAUACAAGUUGUUUAAAAGGACAAAUAUAUUUAAAAGGAUGUAAAUUAAAACAUGGUGGUAUUAUUACACCAAUCUAUCAACACUGGUCUAUUGGAAUGUCACCCAACACGCAAAAGAAUUGGAAGAGUGUGAUGGCUGGCGACUUGACAGACGCCAUUUCAUUGAUCACACCCAAUGCCGUCGAAUACACACUGACCAGCUGCCACACGGUGCAAGAGGACUUUCUCAAGGACCUCGAAAACUGGGCGUAUGCAUUGUCGUAUGCUAUUCGUCUGGCCGACAAGGUCAAGGACGAGCCCAUCCAGGGGUGGAUGAACAAGCGUGGUGAAAAGGGUCACCAGUUUAGAAACACAAAGAGACGUUGGUUCCUGUUGCAAGGCAACAAGAUCCGUUACUUUACGGCGAUGCCUCGAAACAACAAGAUUGUCAACUUGAAGGGUAUCAUUGACGUCACGCACAUAUCAGAGAUAUCAGACAAGAUGUUGACCGAGAUUCGCGGCCAGUCUAUUACAGUCGUCUCGGACGGCGAGUGGAGUGGUGGAACGGUCGGCACUGGACCAGGUGGUGCCGACUGCUUUGGUUCCAAUGGCGAGCCGACCAUCUCUGACCGCGACGUGACCGAGGCUGGAGGAAACUCGAUUGGCCCAGUGCAAGAGAUCAAGACUGUCAUUGGACUGGGACUGUUGAUCGACAAUGAAAAGGAAUUUGUAUUAUUAUUUGACUCUCAAGAGGACCGUGUCAAGUGGGUCACGGCCAUCACCAACACGAUAGAGAGAACUUUUACGACCACAAACGUGACCGUCACGACAUCAAAGAUUAUCAACCAGCCAGACAAGCAGGUUCUCGUCUCUGGCUGGAUGCGAAAGACCAAGGCAAACAAAUGGUGGGACAAGCGAUACUUUACGCUCACACCGACACGUCUCAUAUACUACAAGGAAGAUCCCCCUCAAAAAACACUCGGCUCCAUCUUUUUGCUAGUCUCUUCGUGCAGAGUCGUCAAACAAAAGAGUUUGGAUGGUUUGGAUUGGUGUUUUAGUAUCGCCGACAGCAGAGGCAUUGAAUACUUUUUCAACACUGAAACUCAAGAUCAAAUGGAAAGAUGGAUUAAAGCAAUUAAAACUGCUAGAAAGAAAUUGAUUCUAGCUUUAUUAGAACAAGCUGGUAAAGUUACAAUUCCAAUUAAUCUUGGAAAAGAUUGUGGAUUGGUUACUAUUACAACUAAAGAAACUAUUAGAAUUAAUUCAUUAUCAAACAAAAUUGCAUAUGAAAUUCCAGUUAUAAAUACAAAAACAGUUUCUGUAGUUCAAGAAAACAAGGUUGAAAUUAUUUAUACACCAACAGAAGGUGAAGUAUCAGAAAACAGGGUAGAAAUUACAUCACAUAAUCCACACGGAGUAUUACAAUUAUUUAAAGAUUUAUUCUCUGCUCAAGAGAAUACAAUCAAUUAA
This is a messenger RNA of Cavenderia fasciculata, 2235 nucleotides long. RefSeq lists its product as uncharacterized. The transcript is spliced from 7 exons. The record is from RefSeq and is a predicted model, not a curated record. Gene Ontology annotation, cellular component: early endosome; recycling endosome; trans-Golgi network. Gene Ontology annotation, biological process: endosome organization; retrograde transport, endosome to Golgi; receptor recycling. Bases 1 to 2235 code for a protein of 744 amino acids. NCBI's taxonomy places the organism in Eukaryota, Evosea, Eumycetozoa, Acytosteliales, Cavenderiaceae.